Messenger RNA from Aegilops tauschii subsp. strangulata, 963 nucleotides. NCBI's taxonomy places the organism in Eukaryota, Viridiplantae, Streptophyta, Magnoliopsida, Poales, Poaceae. The record is from RefSeq and is a predicted model, not a curated record.
AUGGCGCGUUCCGAAGCAUGGGACGGCUCCGAAGUUCACGAUGACCACAUCGAUUUCCUCCGCCAGAUGCGGCGGUUGCCCGGCAAAGGCUUCCUCGGCGUCCGCCCCACCAUCGAGCUCUGGGGGGAGUUCUUCUACAUCAAGCUCGGCACCCUCGUCGCGGGCGUGCCGACUCAAUGCGGCGCGUUCAUCGCGCCUGACCAAUCGGCUUUUGAACAGAGCCCCCUCCUUCAGCCAGCAGCCGGCGCCGCGGGGCCGGAGCGCCAAUUCCUCCCCGACCGAGCGGAGAGCGACGUCGACGACCCUGACUUGGGGGCGGCGGCCUUGGAGGACGACGUCGAGGGAGGAGGCGGCGAAGCAGGCGGCUCGAGGCUCGGAGCCAGCCUCGAGGACUGGCGUGAUGACGACGCGGGGGAAGUCGCCCCGCGCCACCAGCCAGGAGCCGGCCAGCCGGGUGCGAGCUCGUCUGCCGCGCCGAAUGCCCAAGGCGGCGCGAAGAAGCGCAGGGCCGCGCCGAGCUUGUUCGGCAGCCGGCCGAAGAAGCCCAAGGGCUCGGCCGCAGCGACCAAGCGGGACGAGGCGGUCGCAAAGGCCAUCCGCUUCCGCCAGGAGGUGAAGAAGCCACAGCUGGUUUCCACGGCUCCGCUCUCUCUCUCGAAAUCGGCCGCCGCCUCCAUCGUGGGGUCGGCGGAAACCUCCACCACCACUCGGCGGACUGAUCCGGCCGCCGACCUCCGGGAGGCGAGGGAGCGGAACGCGCAGGAAGCGCGUGAGGAACAGGAAGCCGCCCGCCUGGAGAAGGCGGAGGCUGAGAAGGCGGAGGCCGCCGCCCUAAAGAAACUGGCGGAGGUCGAGGCCGCCGACGUGGCGAAGAAGCAGGCUGAAGAAGCCGCGCACCGCCAGUCGGCAAUUUUCAUCACUCCCCUGAACUCCGCGCCGCCACCUCCGGAGUUCGUGGCGUAG